This is a messenger RNA of Puccinia triticina, 1041 nucleotides long. RefSeq lists its product as uncharacterized. The transcript has 4 exons. NCBI's taxonomy places the organism in Eukaryota, Fungi, Basidiomycota, Pucciniomycetes, Pucciniales, Pucciniaceae. The coding region runs from base 1 to 1041 and encodes 346 amino acids. The record is from RefSeq and is a predicted model, not a curated record.
AUGGCCAGGCGCACAAAGAUAAAAAAUCCACGCGAAGCUCGCUCCCAACGACUCAGACGCUCGCAGAAUGCCGCCCUGAACGCAAGCGCAUGGUCUCGACUACGCAGGAGAGAAAUAAUUGCUUCAGAAGAACCAGACAAGAUUGAAAACUCAGAAACAAUGCAGAUUCCUUACGAUCCAAACGACAAGUCUCAGCGGCAGCAUGAAGAUUCCGAGUCCGAAGAUGAGGAAGAAGACACUACUUCGAGAUGGUUAACUUUCGCCGAAGAAGAAGAACAAGAAGAAGGCAUUGGCCCCUCCAUCCAUUCCAUUCAAGAGGAAUAUCGUCGACGAGCUAGAGAAUUCAACUGGUCAUGCUUGAUGAAACAACUUCACACCUGGUACCUUACGCUCAAGUUGCACACGAAGAACUGGUCGGGCACGAACGCAUAUGAAGAAUACAAGUCAGACGCAUGUAAAUGCACAGCUCAGCAGAAGACGACUCGCCCCAUUGACAUGGUGGACAUAUACGUUACUGCUGAGCAAAAUCAAUGCAGAGAGCGCCUGACGGAUCCGGACCUUGAUCUUUUAUCGGAUGCGGAGGUCAAGAAGAUUUCUGAUAAGAUCGAAAAGGUGUCCAAGAAACUCAACAAAGAUGCUGCGGAAGCUGAGGCAUUGGCGAUGAGCAACGGCUGCUCCUGCUGUUAUGGAAUUCGAAAAAUGAAUUAUACACCCAAGCUGUCCAACUCCGAGCAGAACGCCAACCCUUAUUGGAUGCGAAAAAACUUGGGACUCGUGUGGGGACUGAGCUCAAAGAAAAAAUCCUCAAAGCAAUGGGGAAUCGCCGCCCAGCAUGAAUACCGCACAUCAAUGCUCCGCAAUUGGGACAACAUGCGGACUAAAAUGGGCUUACCAGAAUAUGCAAGCUCAUCAAACCUGCCUGAAGUAGAUGUUGAGUUGGAGGAGGCAAUACUCGAAGUGGGAGCGGACGAUGGGGAGGAUGCUGAAGAAGAUAUGUUUCUUAAUACCGACGCGGAGGAUGACGGCACUGAUGAUGAUUAG